Messenger RNA from Nematocida homosporus, 285 nucleotides. RefSeq lists its product as uncharacterized. The coding region runs from base 1 to 285 and encodes 94 amino acids. NCBI's taxonomy places the organism in Eukaryota, Fungi, Microsporidia. The transcript has a single exon. The record is from RefSeq and is a predicted model, not a curated record.
AUGACAUUUGACUUCACACGUAAGAAGAACAUUCUGAAUUAUAGAUCUAUUCCUAAAAAGGAAAACAAAAACAAAAAGCAAAGUAACAAUCUAAACCAAAAUAUAAGUAUUCCUGCUAGUCAAGUAGAUCUACGCUUGCUUGAAUGCCAAGAAUUUUUAGAUAAACCAGGACUUUUUAGUCAUAUUCCUAUUGAAAAUGCCGAAAUAGCCAGAAUAAUUACCCAAAAAGGAAAAAAAUCUCAAGCAACUAUUUCACUUUACGAUCAGUUUAUGAAGGCCAACUGA